Molecule: messenger RNA, 918 nt
Organism: Mustela lutreola (European mink)
Lineage: Eukaryota; Metazoa; Chordata; Mammalia; Carnivora; Mustelidae
Product: testis-specific Y-encoded protein 8-like
Exons: 7
Coding region: 1-918 (305 amino acids)
Biological process (GO): nucleosome assembly
Cellular component (GO): chromatin; nucleus
Molecular function (GO): chromatin binding; histone binding
Source: RefSeq, a predicted model, not a curated record
AUGUGUCCUAUGCCGCCCACCACAGUACCCCCGUCCCCCUUGGCUCUUGGACUCUAUGAGGUGUGGUUCGGACCGGAAGGACGUGCUGCCCAGGCUCAGGGCCACGGCCACAUGGAGAGGGAGUCGUGGUCCUGGGAAGGCGGGGCUGCCUCAGAAUCCGGGACCAUCUUGGUCCCAGAUGGGGGCGGUGUGGAGACGGGGGGCCCUCAGGGAGACCGGCUCCCGCGGGCACGCGGAGACGAGGAGGUGGCGCAAGCAGAGCAGGUCCAGAAGCCGAAGGAGCUGUCGCAGGCAGAGCCAGUGCCGCGGCCCGACACAGCCGGGGCCGCCCUUGCCGCGCUGCAGGUGGUUCAGGAAGCGCUCCGCUCUGUGGAUGUCCAAGCCACCAGGGCCUACCUGCGGCUCAAGCGCAGGAUGAAUCAGAAGCGGAGUGGUCACCUGGCUCGAAGGAGGGCCAUCAUCCAGGGCAUCCCUGGCUUCUGGGCACGCGCGAUCCUGAAUCACCCCCAGUUAUCAGCUGUGAUAGGUGACCAGGACACAGACAUGCUACACAGCUACAUGACCAAUUUAGAGGUGGAGGAACUGGGUCGUCCCAAGUACCGCUGCAGGUGGAUGUUUUACUUUGGGAGCAACCCCUACUUCCAGAACGACGUGAUCGUUAAGGAGUAUCACCUGAGCAUCGGCUUUCCUCGUCCCGCAGGAUAUCGGGAGACUCGUUGCACUCCAGUCCAGUGGUUCUGGGAUUAUGAACGUGGUGCUGCCAGCCACAGGCGAGACCCCAGCGGCCUGAACUUCUUCAACUGGUUGUGUGACCCCAGCUGCCCAGGGUCCAACAGGAUCUCCGGGAUCAUCAUCGAGGACCUGUGGCCCAAUCCCUUGCAGUACUACCCGAGGCAGGAAGGCGGCGUCUGGGAAUGA